AUGGAUAGUUCGUCAGCAGCAGUAAGUUCAGAAAUAUGUGAACAAGAAGUGGAUUAUAUAGAAAUAUCAAAAAGAGAUUGGCAGAGCAAUGAACUUGAUAAAUAUAUGCCGCAAGACCCACAAGAUAAUUACCAGAGUUAUGAGCCUAAUAAAUACAGAUCAGAAUUCAACUUGGAGGAAGAAGUACCUACUAGUUCUAACUAUUACUCAGAAUCAUCGAUCACAGCAUCAGGAACAAGAAAUGCAUUCGAUUUAACAUAUACAUGUAAGAAACAAAGCACAAGGAUUUCUGAAUAUGACAAAACUGAUUCGUUUUAUUCAUAUGAACAAGUUUUACCUAAGUGUCAAAAAACUAAUGUACAAGAUGAAUCAGUUAAACAAUCAAGCGAUACUUCCAAAAGUUCAAAAUUUGAAGAGAUAUAUCUUGAUAAAGUUCGGCAUGGUCAGUGUAAUAUCGAAAUGGCAGAUAAAAAGCCCUGUGAUGCUAAAGUAAAAACUGGCGAUUCUACAACAGCACUAUGGAAACACCUUAAAAUUGUAUAUGGAUACUCAAAAAUGAUCGCACAACAAUUGAACAAAAAACAGACAACUAUUACAAGAUCAUUUGAAACUUUUUUAUCAAAGCCACAUAGCAUUACUGAACAGGCUAUUCAUAAUAAGGCUAUAACUAAGAGUGAAAAUAAUACUCUGAUAUGGACGCAAAAUAAUAUUGUAACCUGUUGGAACUCUACCUACAAUGCAUGGGUCCGAAUGCUUAAGCUUAAGUCUUACAUUGAGAUAUUUGCAAGUUUGCUUACUGUUCAGCAAGAGAAAGAUGCAAUCACAGAUAGAAAACGUCUAAAAGCAAUUAUGAUAGCCGAGGAUGAAUAA
Messenger RNA from Dentiscutata erythropus, 870 nucleotides. Lineage: Eukaryota; Fungi; Glomeromycota; Glomeromycetes; Diversisporales; Gigasporaceae. The record is from the annotation of a GenBank genome assembly.